GGCAUUAAAGGUAAGGCAUGAACCAAUUAUAGAUGUUUUGCUGGUGAUGGUCAAAUAUAGCUCCUUUGGUAUUUUCCAAAGUAUAUGUUUAAUUAAUUUGUUUUCAGUUUUUACAUAAUUGUCAAAAUGCUCUCCAUGUGCUAAUUCGAUUUACUUCUGUUGCAGCUUACGAGCAUCAAUGGAAGGUUUUCUUGAUGCUUUUAAUCCCAAGGAUUCUGUUACCCCUGCUGGAAUUUUUUCUAAUCGGGUUGAGGAACUUCAGUUUGAGUGUGUUCCGACAUCUCUUAUGGAGCAAGUAACCGCCUUUUUGAAUGAUGUUAGAGAAGACCUUAGAUGUUCUAUGGCUAAGGAUGCAGAGACUAUCAAGAACGAGAGCUUAAGCAUCAAUAAAGAUCCAAAAUGUGUGGAACUAUCAAUAAAUGCAGACAAAGACAAAUUGCAAGCACAGCUACCUAAGGAUAUACCAUUGGGUUUUCAGAAAAAGGUUAUUAUAGCCAAACAUGAGAAGCAAGAAGCCAACUCUGAUAUUUUCUUGGGAAAAAAUUGAAACUUACAAGCGUCUUAUGGGUAUGUAAACAGUGGGAAUUAACUGCUUAUGCAAAAAGGGUUAACUGAAUUCGUUCUUCAAGAAGCAUAGUGUAUGGUAGUUGAACCAUGUUUUGAACAUAUAUGUCUUCUAUCAAUGGUCUAAUUGUUUAAUUGUGACA
This is a messenger RNA of Camellia sinensis, 707 nucleotides long. The record is from RefSeq and is a predicted model, not a curated record. NCBI's taxonomy places the organism in Eukaryota, Viridiplantae, Streptophyta, Magnoliopsida, Ericales, Theaceae.